Messenger RNA from Manihot esculenta (cassava), 2949 nucleotides. Its product is annotated as dnaJ homolog dnj-5. Lineage: Eukaryota; Viridiplantae; Streptophyta; Magnoliopsida; Malpighiales; Euphorbiaceae. Bases 812 to 2479 code for a protein of 555 amino acids. The transcript is spliced from 9 exons. The record is from RefSeq and is a predicted model, not a curated record.
AUCCUAUUUUUCAUACGACCUGCAGAAAAAGAAAAGAAAAGAAAAAGAACGCAAAAGCAAAGAAAAGAAAAGAAAAAAAAAAUCCUACCUUUUUGAACUCCCCCUUUCACGAGCUCUUCUGAAAAAGCUAGGGUUUCUCCGCUCGAUUUCAAGAUUCUCUCUCCAUCUUUCCCUCAUUCUCUCAAUCUAUCCACCAGCUAUUGUGCACUCUCGCUAUUUUAUCCUCAUCUUCUUCUGAUCGCUGCAUUGUUGUUGGUGUUUUUUUUUUUUUCUUCUUCUUUCUGGGUAUCUUGGCGUUCUAGCGACUAGAUGCAGCAGCGGUGCUGUUUGUUUCCAAUUUGCCUUCCUUUUUUCUCCCCUCUUUGAAUAAAGAGACAAAGAAAUGAUUUAGUGUAAAUACAGCACUUUUUGGAAACUUCCAUGUCAAGCAAUUUGCGUUGAAUGUGAUCCAACUAUGCUUUUGACACUUCACUCACAUUCCAUCACAUGGGAACUCUGUCUCUGUCUCUCUAUUCUCUCCUAUAAAUGAGAGCUUCAUUUCCUUGAUUCCCUCUUUUCUUUUGGGUGCUUCAUUCCUGAGUAACCUGUGAAUUUUGGUUCUUUUAUUUUUUAGGUAAUAUCCCAAUCUCUCAGGCCUUUUGGGUACUCUCAGGAUGGAUGGCAUUAAUGCUUUCGCUUCGGAUUUUCUAAGAUUCAGGGAAUGUCCUAGCGUUGACAUUGAAGGAUAUUUAUAGCAUUUUUAUGUUUGAAGAUCGGGGCAUCUCGAUAAGUUUCUGGGUUUAUUUAUUUAGUUGUUCGUAUUUAGUUAGUGAUGGAGGACAUUGGGUUGGUGAAGCAAGGAUGGACAUGGCUGCAGACGCAGAAAAAUGCCUACUCGCGCCUGAAAAAUGCAGCCUUAUGUUUAAGGGACAAGAUAGGUGUAUUCAUAGAGCGCCAUUGGCCGCUGGUGUGCCGUGGAUUUCUGAGAUUUGGUCAAUUAGUGAGUUUCCUUCUGAUUUGUUGGAAAGACUGCCUUCUAAGGGGUUUCAAGUCAGUUAUAAAACUGAGUUCAGCAGCUUUGUUUCUUAUAAUGUGGAGUUGCUUUCUUAGCCUCACUUCAAUGUCUUGUGUGCUUUAUGUCUUGCUUAGUAUGAUUGCUGCAGGAGCUGCUGUUCAGUAUUUGGGUUAUACUCCUGGACUUUUUAUUGUAGGUCUAUUUGCUAUUUUAAUUCUGUGGAUGUAUGCUAACUUCUGGAUAACUGGAACAUUGUUUAUAGUUGGAGGUUAUCUCUUCUCUUUGAAUCAUGCGCGUCUGGUGGUCUUAAUGGCGACUAUGUAUGCUAUUUAUUGUGUGAAAGUUCGAGUUGGAUGGCAUGGUGUUUUUCUAUCAAUAAACCUUACAUUUUUAUCAAAUGAUGUAUUAAAUUAUUUGCUCCAAUGGUGUGAUAAUAUCAAUGAAAGUACACGCUUUGAAGAGCAGAAGGAAUCUGAAACAGUUAUGCAAGAUGAGUUCUCUCUGGAGUCUGAAUAUUCGGUUCCUACCAAUGGAUCUGAAAAGUUGCAGUCAUGCGAAUCAUCGAGUAAAUCAGCUUCUGCUACAUCUGUUAUCAGUGGCCAAAAUGAGUCUUCUACUAGAAAGGUAGUUAGAGAAGAAACAAACUCAGUUGAUGAGAUGAGAAGGAUAUUAAAUAGUGUAGAUCAUUAUGAAGCACUAGGAUUUCCUCGUCAUAAACGAAUUGAUACUACAAUUUUGAGAAGGGAAUAUCGGAAGAAGGCCAUGGUUGUUCACCCUGAUAAAAAUAUGGGAAGUACUUUGGCAAGCGAAUCAUUUAAGAAGCUUAAUUGUGCUUAUGAGGUUCUGUCUGAUUCAUUGAAAAAGAGGGACUAUGAUGAGCAAUUGAGAAAGGAAGAAUUGAAGACUAGGAGUGUAUGUCAAAAGUCCCAUGUUACUCCUCGUCAGGGCAACGAAGACUAUUGCUCUGAGGAGUCGAGGCGUAUACAGUGCACAAAAUGUGGCAAUUCACAUAUAUGGGUGUGCACCAAUAGGAGCAAGGCAAAGGCCAGAUGGUGUCAGGAUUGCUGCCAAUACCAUCAAGCCAAAGAUGGAGAUGGGUGGGUUGAAUACAAAGGCUCGUUGGUCUUUGAUAGGCCUCAAAAGGUGGAAAUACCCUGUGCUUUUGUCUGUGCUGAAAGUAAAAUCUUUGAUGUGUCAGAAUGGGCUAUUUGUCAGGGAAUGGCAUGUAGGCCUAAUACCCAUAGGCCUAGCUUCCAUGUAAACAUGGUUGGUUUGGAGAAGACACAACGUUCGAAAUCAAGCAGAUACCCUUGGGAUUUGGAUGCUGAGAUGAUGGAUGAUGAUGGAAAAGAAUUUGAGCUGUGGCUUCAGCAGGCAUUGGCUUCUGGGCUCUUUUGUGAGACCUCCACACGGAGAAAGAGCUGGAGUCCAUUCAAACUGCAUCAAAAGAAAGGGAAGAAGCAAUGGCGAAGGUCAUCUACUUGAGUGAUUGACAAGAUUUUAAUGGAGUAGUACAGAAAAUUUCAUAGCCCAUCCAAGUAAAGUGUAACUGUGUCGUAGGUGAUUAUGUCAAAGAUCAGAUCAACCAAUGUGAUCUGAUGAUCCCAUUUCCAGCCAAGACGAGUUUUGGGGUGAGCUGCCUUAACCAACAACAUUUUAGAGCAUAUUUUGAGCGCAAUAUGACACCUGAAACCUCAUUGCAAUGUCCGUACAGCAAGAAAAUGAAAAAGAAAAACAAAGAAAAUCAUCUCAAUGAGAUGCAUGUUGAUUUCUCAUUUCGUGUACAUAUUAUGUUCAAUAAAAUUCUCAUCUUGACUCGUGCACUUGCUUUCCUUUUAGAGAUAUUCAGCUGUUGCUGCUUGCUUCGUAAUUUGGUAAAUGAUACAACUUUUUUGAUGUAAUCAGAUUUGUUUCAGUUCUUAAUGUAUUGAUUGAAUUAAACUACGUACCCCAAA